AUGGAAACAGAGCAAGAGAGAAAGUUAUUUGUGGGUGGUAUACCAUGGCAGGUUAACGAAACUAUGUUGGAAGAACACUUCAGCCAGUAUGGUGAAGUAAAAGAAUGCGUGAUCGUUCUAGAUAAAGUCAAUAAUUAUCAACCUAGAGGGUUUGGUUUUGUUACCUUUGUUGAUCGAUUAGUGGCUGAUAAAGUUUUGGAAGAAAAUCAUGUCAUCUUUGACAAAAAGCUUGUCGUAAAUCCCUCAGAACCACGGCGCGAGAGGAACCAGAAUAACCAAAGAAAUCAAUAUGCUCAACGUCAAAAAUCUCAUCACCCCAAAAAGAUUUUUGUAGGGGGUUUACCACAUCAUCUUACAGAAGAAGAAUUUAUCAACUACUUUGUGAAGUUUGGUGUAAUUGAUAAGGGUGUGAUAAUUUAUGAUAAGGAAACCAGCACGUCAAGAGGCUUUGGUUUCAUCACUUUUGAAUCAGAGGAGGCGGUUAAAGAUGUAAUGCAGGAAAAUUUUCACGAGCUAAAGAAUGAGAUAGUGGAGGUCCGCCGAGCUCGUCUCGAAGUAACAAGGAAUAACAGAAGUUUGAUGAACUGGCAUGACCUUGAGAAUGCAAGGUUGGAAUUUGAAGGAGGACUUCGAUAUGAUGAUCUUGCUUUUGGGGUUGGUCGUCUUUUUUGCUGCAACUGUGGAGGUUCUUAUGGUUACGGACAUUAUCCAGCGUGCUUGUGUGGGGAGGAUCCUUUUAAUGGAACUUGGAAGGCUCUGAGGGUUCUACAUGCUUAUUGGAAUGGUGGUGGUGAAGUGCAUCCAUGGGCGUGGAAUGAUAAUCUGCAAUCCAACGAACACCUACUGACUUAUGUAAACAAAUAA
Fragaria vesca subsp. vesca is the source of this 864-nucleotide messenger RNA. RefSeq names its product RNA-binding protein Musashi homolog 2-like. The coding region runs from base 1 to 864 and encodes 287 amino acids. Gene Ontology annotation, molecular function: RNA binding. Lineage: Eukaryota; Viridiplantae; Streptophyta; Magnoliopsida; Rosales; Rosaceae. The record is from RefSeq and is a predicted model, not a curated record. The transcript has 2 exons.